AUGGCCAUCGUCAAAGCCGUCCUAUUUGAGGAGCUUGAAUUCCAGGCUACGAGGGACAAUUUCACGCGUUUGAAGCAGACCAACCACGUCUCUUUUGCCCCUUUUGUCAAGCGAGUCUUCAUCAUGCCCAAUCUUUACGGCGCAAUACUAAAUUCUUCUGGCUUCCAGAAUAUCCAUCUGAACAUUGCAGACCACCACCAGCGGUUGGAGGAUUUGGAAGGUGAUGCUGUGCGAGAGGCCGAGCUUGUCCGUGAAUACCUACAAGGAGACUCUCAUAGAAUAGUCUUUGUGAUAAACGGCGAGGAUGAAAUGAAGGAUGCGUACCAGAAGUACAAGGAGUGCGCGCAAAAGGACCUUGAAUUAAUGCUUGAGGAGAGUUUGCACGACGUUUGGCUGGAAUGCUUUCAAAGCUUUCAGCGUCUGACCUCGAUGAGUGUCCAUUCAUUGCUGUCUAGGCAUCCAUUCAUUCCUGCAUGGGAUUCUCUCGUCGUUGCUAAUUCUCUUGAUGUAUGUCUUGAAUGUGUUAGAUGCAUGGAAAUUCUCACCCGGGACUUUAUAUCAGAAAGAAGUUUGGUUGCCCAAACAGUGGUCCCAUGCAUGGGGGCGGCAAACACAACACUGGAAGUUUUAUCGGUGGACUGGGCAAUAUUGGUCAUUCUUGGACGGGGAUGGCGAGAGCGGGAAUGCCAACUACCUCCCUUCGCUCGUUUGGCGGAACUCCGUAUGUACAGCCCGAGUGAUGACGUUCACGCCGAAUGCAACGUCGAUGUCGACACCGAGCUUAACUGGAGGAUGGGUGUCGAGACCUUGCUUGACAAAACUCAUACUACCUUACAGCAUCUCGAAGUGUUUGGUACCCAGGAAGAGCCAGAACUGGAGUGGGUUUCUAUGUCUCGUCUUAGUUUCCCAUGCCUUCGGCACCUGGAGGUCAGCAACGUCUGGACCAACCUGGAAUCAUUGGCAGCCGAUAUAUCACACUUCUCGGGGCUAGAGCAAUUGGUGGUGGAAGGAGUUGAAAUUAUGACACGACGCGAGGGGGAUUGGAAGCCGGUCUUCGACGCUCUUCGAGACCAUCAGACUCGGAUGAGCCUCAUCUCCUUUCUCAAUAUCCGACGCAUGGACGACACGACUUGGACCAUCGAUAUUAGGGACUACGAACUCGAAAGCUAUUACGCAAGAGAGGAAAUGUAUUCGUAUCCUGAACCAAUGGCAAGCAGUCUACGGGGAUAUCUCACCAAACGUGGGGGUUGGGAUGGGCCUUUAGAAGAGUGGUUUCCCAGGACUGCGCAGUGA
Messenger RNA from Cladophialophora yegresii CBS 114405, 1293 nucleotides. RefSeq lists its product as uncharacterized. The transcript has a single exon. The record is from RefSeq and is a predicted model, not a curated record. The coding region runs from base 1 to 1293 and encodes 430 amino acids. Lineage: Eukaryota; Fungi; Ascomycota; Eurotiomycetes; Chaetothyriales; Herpotrichiellaceae.